AUGCUUGCACCAGAAGAUGCCACUUUCGUCGGCUCUAACCUCUAUCACCAGCGAUACCAAACGUGGGUCCUCAACUGCGCUUCUAAUGCGCCUUUGAACGAUGUGGAAAGUCCGGGCGCUGCGGAGGAUAGUGCAGCGCGGCUGAGUGGGGUGAUGGGCGUGGAGGUGCGGAUGACGGUUGAUAGGAGGUUUGUAGGUGAGGAUGCUGAAGAGGCGGUACUUGAGCGCUUCGGUGCGAAUUUGAGGCAGGUCUGUGGUAAGAAGGUGAAUAAGACCAUCGGAGAGCUUAUGCUGAGUGUUGGGUCAUUGUGA
Messenger RNA from Fulvia fulva, 312 nucleotides. RefSeq lists its product as uncharacterized. The record is from RefSeq and is a predicted model, not a curated record. The coding region runs from base 1 to 312 and encodes 103 amino acids. The transcript is spliced from 2 exons. Lineage: Eukaryota; Fungi; Ascomycota; Dothideomycetes; Mycosphaerellales; Mycosphaerellaceae.